Messenger RNA from Marmota flaviventris (yellow-bellied marmot), 1395 nucleotides. Lineage: Eukaryota; Metazoa; Chordata; Mammalia; Rodentia; Sciuridae. The record is from RefSeq and is a predicted model, not a curated record.
AAGGAGUGGAGCUGGCCUGGGAGAGGAGCGGAUCCCUCCCAGCACCCUCAGGCCACCCGUUGCCUGCACUCUCCCUGCCAGACCUCCAGCGAGGAGAGACUUGGGACAGCCAGCCUCAGGUUCCCCCAGGAGGAUGCUCACUAUGGCUCCAGUCCCUUGGCCAUGUUGACAGCUGCAUGCAGCAAAUUUGGUGGCUCCAGCCCUCUGCGGGACUCAACAACACUGGGCAAAGCAGGCACAAAGAAGCCAUACUCUGAUCUUUCAGCUCCCAAAACCAUGGGGGAUGCCUACCCAGCCCCCUUUUCAAGCACCAACGGGCUCCUCUCACCUGCAGGCAGUCCUCCAGCACCCACCUCUGGCUAUGCCAAUGACUACCCACCUUUUUCUCAUUCAUUCCCUGGGCCCACAGGCACCCAGGACCCUGGGCUACUAAUGCCCAAGGGACACAGCUCUUCUGACUGCCUGCCCAGUGUCUACACCUCUCUGGACAUGGCACACCCAUACGGCUCUUGGUACAAGGCGGGCAUCCAUGCAGGCAUCUCUCCAGGCCCAGGCAACACUCCUGCUCCUUGGUGGGACAUGCACCCUGGGGGCAACUGGCUAGGUGGUGGGCAGGGCCAGGGUGAUGGGCUGCAAGGGACGCUGCCCACAGGCCCUGCUCAGCCUCCACUGAACCCCCAGCUACCUACCUACCCAUCUGACUUUAACCCCCUUAAUCCAGCCCCCUACCCAGCACCCCACCUCCUGCAACCAGGGCCCCAGCACGUUCUGCCCCAAGAUGUCUAUAAGCCCAAGGCUGUUGGCAAUAGUGGGCAGCUGGAAGGGAGUGGUGGAGCCAAACCACCUCGGGGUGCAGGCACUGGGGCCAGCGGUGGAUAUGGGGGCAGUGGGGCAGGGCGCUCCUCCUGUGACUGCCCCAACUGCCAGGAGCUAGAGCGGCUAGGGGCAGCAGCAGCUGGGCUGCGGAAGAAGCCCAUUCACAGCUGCCACAUCCCUGGCUGUGGCAAAGUGUAUGGCAAGGCCUCACACCUGAAGGCGCACUUACGCUGGCACACAGGAGAGAGGCCUUUUGUCUGCAACUGGCUUUUCUGUGGCAAGAGGUUCACCCGUUCCGAUGAGCUGGAGCGCCACGUUCGUACUCACACCAGGGAGAAGAAGUUCACCUGCCUGCUCUGCUCUAAGCGCUUUACCAGAAGUGACCACCUGAGCAAACACCAGCGCACCCAUGGCGAGCCAGGCCCGGGACCCCCUGCUAGUGGCCCCAAGGAGCUAGGGGAGGGCCGUGGCGUGGGAGAAGAGGAGACCAAUCAGACACCCCGACCUUCGGCCUCACCAGCACCCCCAGAGAAAGCCCCUGGAGGCAGCCCGGAGCAGAGCAACCUGCUGGAGAUCUGA